CUAUAGUUGAGCAAACUCUCCCAACCUGAAGUCUGCUGUUUUGUGUCAUUAAUAUUCGGUUAACUACGUUAGGAGAUAUCAAGACGUCAGUUCCAGCUAAGAAAUUGAGGCUUGCUGUAGAGGCAGUAAGAAGCUCUUGUCACACAGACAACAUGGCUUCUGAGAUAGAUGACUCUUUAUACAGUCGACAGCGCUAUGUGCUGGGUGAUAAUGCCAUGCUGCGUAUGGCAAGGGCAAGUGUGCUGGUAUAUGGAAUGGGAGGUGUAGGAAUAGAAAUUGCCAAAAAUCUGGUGCUUGCUGGAAUAAAGUCGGUGACUAUUCAAGAUGCCAAAUUAUCCACACACUGGGACAUGGGAACAAAUUUCUUUAUAACAGAACAGGAUGUCAAUACGGGCAGGAAUAGAGCAGAUGUAUGUUCCUCAAAACUAGCAGAGCUGAAUCCUUAUGUCACUGUCCAAAGCCUGCUCAUUCCUCUUAAUGAGACCACUGACCUGACCUACAUGAAGAACUUUCAGUGUGUCAUACUGACAGAGACACCCUUGAAUAUACAGAUUAAAGUAGAUGAAUAUUGCAGAGAACAAGUCCCACCCAUAAAGUUUAUCUGUGCGGAUGUCUAUGGUGUUUUCUCAUCAUUAUUCUGUGACUUUGGUGACCAGUUUGAGGUGACUGAUGUAAAUGGGGAAGAAGCAAAGGAGUCUUUCAUUGCCAACAUCACUAAGGGAAACCCAGGAGUGGUGACUUGUCUUGAAAAUAGAAUGCAUGGGUUUGAUGAAGGAGAUACUGUCACUUUCAAAGAGUUGAAAGGAAUGGAAGCACUCAAUGGCAAAACUUGCCAGAUCAAAGUUUUGUCUCCCUAUGCCUACACUAUCUGUGAUACUAGUGGUGAGGAGUUUGCUCCAUACGAGAGAGAUGGGCUUGCUGUACAAGUCAAAGUUCCAAAAGUUGUGUCCUUUGGAUCUCUGGAAAAGAAGCUGAAAAGCCCAAAUUGUAUUGUGCCAGAUCUUUGUAAAUAUGAGGCACCAUCCAGUAUUCACUUAGGAUUGCUGGCACUGCACAAGUUCAGAGAACAGCAGUCAAGACUUCCAAAUAUUAGGUGCAGAAAGGAUGCUGAAGUCUUAGUACAGCUAGCCAGGGAACAAAAUUCUCAAAUGGAAGACCAGGUUAAUCUAGAUGAACAGCUUGUUUCUAACCUAUCCUUCACCUGUCAAGGCUGUCUGGCACCAUUGUGCACAGCUCUGGGAGGUAUAGCAGCACAGGAAGGACUGAAGGCUUUAACUGGAAAGUUCUCUCCAUUGAUGCAGUGGCUUUAUUUAGAUGCCUCUGAAGUUCUUAGUGGUUUAGAAAACAAGGACAUUUCACAUUUUCACCCAAGCAACUCAAGAUAUGAUUCUCUGAGGGCUUGUGUAGGAGAGGAUGUCUGCCAGCAGUUAGCACAAUUAAAAUUAUUCAUGGUUGGCUGUGGUGCUAUAGGAUGUGAAAUGAUGAAGAAUUAUGCCAUGUUGGGGAUAGGUACUCAUAACAAUGGACAGAUAACAAUAACAGACAAUGAUUUGAUAGAGAAAUCCAAUUUGAAUAGGCAGUUCCUAUUUAGACCACAUCAUAUACAGAAACCUAAGAGUAGCACUGCAGCUGAGGUAGCAAAAGCAAUGAAUCCUGAACUCCAUAUUGAAGCACAUCAACACAAAGUGUGUCCCCAGACUGAGAACAGUGUGUACAAUGACAGUUUCUUUAUAUCCCAGCACCUGGUUGUCAAUGCACUGGACAAUGUAGAGGCCAGGAGAUAUGUAGACAGCCGAUGUGUGUCUAAUCAGAGGGCCUUGUUGGAGUCGGGAACUAUGGGUGCCAAGGGACAUGUUCAGGUGAUAGUGCCACAUUUAACAGAGUCCUAUGCUAGUCAGCGUGAUCCUGUGGAUGAGGAAGUGCCCUAUUGUAUGCUCAAGUCGUUCCCAGCAACAAUUGAACAUUGUAUUCAGUGGGCAAGAGACAAGUUUGAGAGCCAAUUCACACAAAAGCCAAAUUUGUUCAACAAGUUCUGGUCAAGUCAUAAAUCUGCAGAACAAGUUAUACAGUCACUAAACAAUGGUGAGGCUAUAGAUGGGGCAGUGCAAGUUUCUAAAAUGGUUCUUAAUAGACCCAGAGACUGGAAGCACUGUGUAGAGAUAGCAAGGGUCAAGUUUGAAAAGCUGUUUAAUCAUAAGGCAAAACAGCUUGUUCAUUCUUUUCCGCUUGAUACCAAACUACAGGAUGGAUCUCUGUUCUGGCAGUCGCCUAAGAGACCACCAAGUCCCGUUGUUUUCAAUAAAGAAGAUCCAUUGCACAUGCUGUUCAUCACAACCACAGCCAGACUUUUAGCAGAGACUCACGGCAUUCCUGUUACAAAAGAAGUCAUGUCAUCAGAUGUAAUAUGCUCUGUGUUUGAGAAAGCCAGUGUUCCAGAAUUUAGACCAUCUUCAAAGACCAUAAUAACUGAUGAAACAGUAAAGAAACCAGUUGAAGAAGACCAGGUCACUGGGGAUGACUUGAAGGACACUGCUGUUAGAAUGCAGAUUGCAAUGAGACAGGAUGCUGGAGACAAGGUGUUUUCAUCAUUGUUCCCAGCAGUAUUUGAGAAGGAUGAUGAUAGUAAUGGACACAUAGAUUUUAUUACUGCUGCUUCAAAUCUGAGAGCAUUGAUGUAUUCUAUAGAACAGGCAGAUCGCCUCAAAAUUAAGAGAAUUGCAGGAAAAAUUGUCCCAGCUAUUGCCACGACAACAGCUGCUGUAGCUGGACUGGCAACAAUAGAAUUGAUUAAGAUCGUAAAAGAAUGCCAGUUAGAGCAGUACAAGAACUGCUUUCUGAAUUUGGCACUGCCUGUCAUGGUGCUAUCUGAGCCAGGAGCUGCAGAAAAGACUGUUUUAAGUCAGUUUUAUAAACUUCACGCUCCUUCUUGCUCCUUUGCUCCUAACAAUCUGAGAGCAUUGAUGUAUUCUAUAGAACAGGCAGAUCGCCUCAAAAUUAAGAGAAUUGCAGGAAAAAUUGUCCCAGCUAUUGCCACGACAACAGCUGCUGUAGCUGGACUGGCAACAAUAGAAUUGAUUAAGAUCGUAAAAGAAUGCCAGUUAGAGCAGUACAAGAACUGCUUUUUGAAUUUGGCACUGCCUGUCAUGGUGCUAUCUGAGCCAGGAGCUGCAGAAAAGACUGUUUUAAGGAAGGGACUAACAUGUACUAUUUGGGACAAGUGGGAGGUACAUGGCAAUAGUGCAUUCACAUUGCAACAGUUUCUUAAUCAUUUUAAGGAAAAGCAUGGUUUUGAUGCCACAAUGGUAGUGUAUGGUGUGAAGAUGAUCUAUGUACCUGUGAUGCCAGGGCACAAAAAGAGACUGCCACAAACAAUGCAGAAACUUAUCAACCCCUCCCCAGACAAGCAGUAUGUGGACCUAGUGGUGUCAUUUGAGGGAGAUGAUGGGGAAGAUAUCCCAGGACCUCCAGUGAGAUACUUUUUUUGACAGCUAAAUGCAACAUAGAGAUAGAUGUCCUUGGAUCUUCAGAUACUACUUCAGCAGUGAAAUAACAGACAAAGGAGAUUUACCAGCAUUUCAUAGUGAUCAGGUCCAUGUGAUGGAUAACACUAUAUUAUAUAAGAGCAGUCUUUUAUUUUUAAUGUCAGACACUGAAUAAAGGGUUUAUUGUUCAACAACAGAUCAUGUUGAAGAAAAACAUGUCACAUUCGUACAUGUACUUGUAAUUGAAAGUGUGGCUGUCAUAGAGCCAUUGGAGAUAAGAGUACCCAAGACUAGCCAUGAAAAGUUAUUUACUACCAGGAUAUGUUCAUCUUAGCCUGUAGAUCGAACCAGGGGAGCUGGCUUAAUGGACACCAUCUGAGAUAGCCUGAAGACCCACCACUUAGCUUAAAAUCAAGAGGGAUGUAGCAGGAUUUAGAAAAGAAAGUGGGACCAGAAAUAAUUACAGACUAGCAAGUGUGGUAACAAGCUGCCAGAAUUAAUCUAUUACCCAAUGGCUCAUUGGGCACAUGAAACAAAACUUAUUUCCAGGUUCUUCUUGAGGACACUGGCUGGGAGCCCAUAAAUGAGCUUGUCAGUAUCAUGGAGGACCAUAGGGUCUGGAAGACUAUUUAUGCUAUCACCUAUGAUGAUGAUGAUCAUUAUACAAUAGUUCAAAUUCACCAUGCUUUGCAUGUGUCCCCUAUGAUUUGCUUUCUAAGACAGCAUUCUGGAAUGUCUCCUCUGUACCUGCCUGUCAAAAGUUGUACCAGUAUAUUACUGUUUAUUCAAAAGACCACGAAAAGGUCAUGAAUGAAGCUGUAAACAGUUCAAAAAAUUAAUGGUUGGAUUAUUUCAUUAUCCUGUGAGUAAAUUAAAAGUUUCUUGAACUACAUGAAAAUGAAGAGCUUUUGUGUAAUUUGCUAUCACGGUAGUGAAGAUAGUGCACCAGUAUUUUUGCUUAGGCCAAUGGAAAAAAAGUUGAUUUAUGAAAAUUUCAACAGUAUUAGUCGAAGAAGCCAUUAAGUUUUUAUAUAAAAUAUGGAGCUGAUAUGCUGGUCCUAUGAACAAUAAUAUAUUUUGAAGUAAAACUAAGGACACCUGUUACCUGUAUGAACAUAAAGCAGAAGGAUCUGAAUAUCUUGCUGACUUGUUUGGACUAAAGAUUUUAAGGACAGAAAAAUAAACAUUUGGUUUGCUAUACAAAUCUU
Messenger RNA from Lingula anatina, 4690 nucleotides. Its product is annotated as ubiquitin-like modifier-activating enzyme 6. Gene Ontology annotation, biological process: protein sumoylation. The record is from RefSeq and is a predicted model, not a curated record. Lineage: Eukaryota; Metazoa; Brachiopoda; Lingulata; Lingulida; Lingulidae. Gene Ontology annotation, molecular function: SUMO activating enzyme activity. Gene Ontology annotation, cellular component: SUMO activating enzyme complex; cytoplasm.